Molecule: messenger RNA, 852 nt
Organism: Penicillium waksmanii
Lineage: Eukaryota; Fungi; Ascomycota; Eurotiomycetes; Eurotiales; Aspergillaceae
Product: serine/threonine protein kinase
Exons: 2
Coding region: 1-852 (283 amino acids)
Biological process (GO): mitotic DNA damage checkpoint signaling; protein phosphorylation
Cellular component (GO): cytoplasm; nucleus
Molecular function (GO): protein serine/threonine kinase activity; ATP binding
Source: RefSeq, a predicted model, not a curated record
AUGGAUGCUUGUGCUCUUCGAGAAAGCUAUGAGCCUCAUGAAUACAAGACAGAUAGCGAAAUUCCGUUUGGCCCUGACGGCAAUUCGUCAUUCAUUAGUGGCUAUAUCGAGCGAGUCAAAGGCACCUCUGCACCUUUCCUGGGUUUAAGAUGUGCCCGGAAAAACAUCAUAAUCGAGGCAGAACCAGCGUUAAGUGACAAUACGAAGCACAGAUUGAUGCAAGAAGCGAAAAUUCUCUAUUACUCUCGUCACCGUCACGUCAUCCGACUCAUACAUUCGUACUUCGUUGACGAAGGUAAGGAGUAUAUAAAAUUUGCAGUCGUCAUGGAUCUCGCAGAGGGCAACCUCCACCAAUAUAUCAGGCCAGGGAAGAUCCCUAGUAGCCAGUGGUUUGGCUGUUUGAUCAGUGUUGUUCACCACAUCCAUGACCUGGGUAUCCGUCAUAGGGACAUCAAGCCUUCGAAUAUCUUGGUAAAGGACAAGACAGUUCUCUUGGCCGACUUUGGAAUUUCUCAGAUGGGUCUUGGGAAAACAGUUCCCACCACGAACUUGACACGUAGCUCUGAGAGGUCACGGGAGUACUGUGCUCCCGAAGUGGAUAAGGGACUGUUCCUUGAGAUGCUCCUCUCGCAUACCCAUCCAGACGGGCAUAAGGAGCUCGCCGAUGUGUUAAAGCCGUCACCUCAAGAAACUUCAUCCUAUGCAAAACAUAUCGAGGAAGUUCAAAAGUGGACGAACGAGCGGCUUCACCCUGUUGGUUGGCCAGCGGUUGUUCUCUCUAUCUUGUUCUCUCUAUCUGCCAAGCCAUGCUACACCCUGAACGAUCUUGCCGCCCUUCAGCCGAAGAACUAG